Aphanomyces astaci is the source of this 616-nucleotide messenger RNA. RefSeq lists its product as hypothetical. The record is from RefSeq and is a predicted model, not a curated record. The transcript has a single exon. Bases 26 to 427 code for a protein of 133 amino acids. Lineage: Eukaryota; Oomycota; Saprolegniomycetes; Saprolegniales; Verrucalvaceae.
GUCGAAAGUCCGACAGUCGAUUCCCAUGGUGACCAGCAUUGUGAAGGUUCAUCAGUUUAGCAUGGCCGUGAGCGGCCUGCUCUGUACGAUCGCCGCUGUGUGGAGCUUCGUGAACGACUCGUAUGGGGGCUCCUUCCAAGGCAGCGUGGCGCGGAUCUCGUUGCGCGUGUUUCAGAUUGCCCUUUCCCUUGUGCUGCUUGCCACGACGGGCUUGGGCUUGAAGCGGCCGCUCAAAUGGUUUGGGCUGUUGGAAAGUUAUGUUGGAAGUGGCUUGUACGCGAUCUUCCUUGGGUUUUUUACGUUGAGCCUCGGCAACAACUUUGGCCUGUACUCCACUGUCACCAUCCUCGCGGUGGGCUUUCUCAGUGUAUGCUACGGCCUGGUCGUCAAGGACGAGAGCCACGACUAUCCCCCUCUCUUGGCUUAAACCUCCAAACUGUGGUGACGCAAUGCGCGAAAUUAACUUGUAAUAGCACAUCCCCCCCUUGAACUACCUGGUAUUGUACACAUUGCUGCAUUCCUUUAUCCUUUGGCUACCUCAGGCAUGCGGACACUUUAAAUCCAGCUCUGGCGUCACCGCUUGGUAAGAUCCAUGUCAUUCGAAUGACCAAAGGUC